GUUUGGUGCCGACAUAUUCGAUCCACCAAAAGUAGACGUGCCGUCUGACACGCUUGACGAAGCCAUGCACUAUCUGAAACUCUUUAGCUUCUCUGUAAAACGAUGGGACAACCUAGCUUCGGAGUGGAGGCAAAAAGAAGAUUUUUCAUUGGAGCAGUUAUCGUUAGUUGCGCUGGAAGUUCCAGCAAAUGGUAACGUGGAAUUUCUUGUCAGGCUUGGAGAUUUCGUAAUCUGCAUCGCCGAGGCAAAGAAAUCAGAUUUUGACCAAGAGCGCGCUCAGAAUUACGUUGAGUGCGAAGUGGUUUACGAGUUGAACGGUGGUAGGCAACCCGUCGUGUAUGGUAUUGUAUCAAAUUUUAUAGACUGGAUAUUCGUUCGUUUGACGGACGAAGCCGUGAAAGAAGCACAAUAUGCCGUUAGCUUUGACAAGGAAGGCUAUCCUGACCGUGCGGACGUGGAGAAAUUUGCAGUGUCGUCAUGGGGAUUUUUCUUGAAACGAAGAAGCUAG
This is a messenger RNA of Paraglomus occultum, 508 nucleotides long. The record is from the annotation of a GenBank genome assembly. Lineage: Eukaryota; Fungi; Glomeromycota; Glomeromycetes; Paraglomerales; Paraglomeraceae.